This is a messenger RNA of Aedes albopictus (Asian tiger mosquito), 3530 nucleotides long. RefSeq names its product triple functional domain protein. Gene Ontology annotation, cellular component: cytoplasm; extrinsic component of membrane. Gene Ontology annotation, biological process: axon guidance. The transcript has 10 exons. The record is from RefSeq and is a predicted model, not a curated record. The coding region runs from base 662 to 3496 and encodes 944 amino acids. Gene Ontology annotation, molecular function: guanyl-nucleotide exchange factor activity. Lineage: Eukaryota; Metazoa; Arthropoda; Insecta; Diptera; Culicidae.
CGGUGGUGAUGUGGUUGAAUCGUGACCACCUAACUCAGGUGUAUUCUGCCUGCGACUGCAUUAGUCUCUCUCGACCCGUGAAUGAAGUUCGCCGCACCGUGUAGCUAGUAGUCGCUCGGCAUUUUCAGGUAUAAUAGCCGUGACCGUGAUUGAAGGCCUUUCGGUGGUGUGCUGCCUUUCAUUAUAAGCUUGCUAGUGGGUACACGACGAUCGAUAGCAAGUUACAAGCGAGCAGCAAUCAACAAGGAAGUUGGUGACCGCGCGCCAGUAAAAGUGAAACAUGGAGAAAUAGUUUCAUUCAGGUUUUCCAUUGCAUUGUGUGGCUGGGCUGGCUGACUGCCGUCGCGGCCAGUGUAGUGCAAAGUGCAGUUGCACAAUCGUCGUCUGCAAACUGAUUCAUAAGUACAAACAUUUAGUUGGAUCCGUCCGAAAGUGAUAACGACCAACUGCAGUGCCUUUUCUCCAGCUGCUGUUCUCCGUUCCGAGUUGUGCAAUUUCGUGACCAUAAGUGAAAAACAAGCUCUUUAGUCUAUCGGUUCGGAACAGUGAUUGAGUUGUUGACGCCGGGAUAAAAGUUCUAGUCUGCCUCCGCGCCGACUAAGUGUGCGUGCGUGCGCCCACAACUAGCUGACGACUAUCGUCUAGCUAAUUACUGCAAAUAAUGAGUAAACCAAGCGCGACCAAGGCGAGUCGCAUUUCUCGAGACAGUGGCAUUUGCGUCGAAGACAGCGCACAAAGCGAUUCGUCCCCCGGAGACAGAUCGGUGAAGAAACGUUUCCCGGCCGGCGGUGGACCCGGUUCUGACGGUAGACCUCGAGUGAAAUCGUCCUACGUUCACCGGUUAACGCAGCACUUCGAAACUUUGACGUGUCACGAUGAAAGCAGCCGAAACCCCUCGGCAGCAUCAUCCAUCUGCUCCAGUAGGUCAGUUUAUCAGCGGGAGCUAGAAGAAAACGCCGCGCGUGUUGUACAAGUGCCCCCGCAGACGGAAGUUGAACUUGAAGGGUCUGCUAGUAGUGCCGACCAGUGCGAUAAAAAAGAAGAAAAAAUGGAUGACGCAGUGCAAGUGAUUGAAAAUUUGUACAAUGAAAUUCUGGUGGAAGAUAAGCGUGUUCAAAAAAAGCUUGGUGUAGUAAGCCAGAGGAUUCACCUGGUGUCGACCUUCGAUGACGAUCAGUCGGGGGAUCACCUUUCGUUGAAUGUUGUGGAAAACAGCCAAGAGAUGGGCGGGUGUGAUAAGAUAACAAAAGAAGAGCAUUCCGAUAGUGAAUCGAACAGGGACUCCGCUGACUUCGAGCUUUCGGAUACGUCACAAGAACCCGCAGUGGUGGCAGAAGCACGAAAUGCGUUCAUAUCUCAAGAGCCCGCCGGUCAUGGGCACUACCAUGACGACGACCAAUUCAGCGACACUGAUUCAUUCGAUUCUUCCGAUGACGAGGAACUGAUUGCGCUAAGCAAUUCCAGGCCUGAUUCAGAUUCGUCAAUCAAAUCAGCACGCAUCAGCAACAUCAUAAAAGAGUUGUUGGAAAAUGAGGAAAACUACGUACAAACUCUCGAGAAAGGAAUCGAGAACUACCUGGGUGUGAUGAACGAAAAGGAUUUGCCGCCUGCACUGAGGGGACAAAAGUACCACAUUUUUGGUAACAUUGAGAGCAUUUACGAGUUCCACAAAGACAAGUUCCUACCAAAACUGCGCGAAAAUUGUGCCAGUAUACAGGGUGUCGCGGAGACCUUUAUCCAAUUCAUUGAGGAAAAUCGAUUCUACUGCUACAUCUUGUUUGCGUUGAAUCGACCAAAGUCGGAGAAGAUUUGCAAUAAAAACUUGGACUUCUUUCAAGAAAGACAAAACCAAGUUGGUGAUAAACUAGGACUCAACAGUUUUCUUCUUCAACCGAUUCAACGAUUACCGAGGUACAAACUGUUGCUAGCCGAAAUCAACAAAGAAGCUCUGAAGUUGAUAGCCGACGCCCUUAUGGAUACAGUAAAAGAUGAGAUCGGAGUUCUGUGUAAGGCAGAAAAACGGUUGGAGCGGUUUAUCGACAUCGUAAACGAGGCCAUGAGCAUCAACGAUAUUUGCGAAUGUUACGAGCUCAACCUUUUCCACCAGGGCAAGUUCCGCAAAAUGUUCGAAAUGGACGUCUAUGACUGGGACCGAAGGCGCCGCUAUCCGGCGAAGGUUUUCUUCUUCGAGAAGUGCAUCAUCUACACGGAGAAGAUCAAAGACUAUCUCGAAUACCGUGGCCACUUCGUCGAUUCCGAGGUGGGGCUGUACAACGACGGCAAGACGAAGCUGUGCGUGUUCGCAAAAAAGCGCGGCAUCCAGGAGGUGGAAAUUUCUAACAGCGACAUGAGCACCGUGCAGAAGAUGGCCGGUUACAUCGAAGACACGAUGAAACGCUUCGCCAUGCAGGAGCGUCAACGAAUCAACGAUCUUAGCAGCAAGAAGGAAUGGCACGAACAGCGAGUGCCCAGCGUGAUGACCAUCAACCGGGGAAGCACGGCCAGCGGCAAAAGUAUCGUUAGCAAUAACAGCAGUCGUGACAGUUAUGAAUCUGGCUCUCAAACUACAUGGGAUUCUGAGAAACCAGUACAAAGUUUGGUCACAGCUCAAAAGCAUUUUUGCCAGAUUUUGGCAAUCAAUCGAAAGUAUUAUUUUGGAGAGCUCCCGGAAGAACUAUCACAACAGAUUCAUCGCUUCAUUUCGGCGUAUGAUCAAUUGGUUGUAAUUCACAUGAAAAGAGUGUAUGAAGAUUUCUCCAAAGAAAGCGUGGGAGUCGAUGAAAUUUGCGAAUUUUUUAUUCAGUACUUCAAGGAGGAAUUAUUCGAGCCCUACAAUAAGUACUUGAAACUCUUUAAGAAAGCAGCCGGUAUCAUGAAAAACAUUCACAGAGCUUCGCGAACUUCUUUGAGCAGUACAAUGGUAGCCCAGACGACGGACGAUUUCACUUUCCUGAUCAUUGAAGUUUGGAAUAAAUAUCUGAACUUUGUACAAUCACAAAUUGUUCAGCUAUCCGAAAAAAUGAGUGAAACUACCUCUGAGCCGGAGAAAGAUUUGUUCCGCAAGUUGGCAUUUGUAGAGGUGCAGAUCAAUUCGUUCCGCAAAACACUCAUGCAAAACUAUAAGCUGUUCAAUCUAGAUGAAAACAUUUCUGCAUCCAGCUAUGGUCUGGUGCUCUACACCGACAGGGUCCGUUAUGGCAAUGAAACGCUGAGCUCGCACCGGGUGUUCAUAUGCGAGAAAGCAGUACUGUGUGUUCGGGUUCAAAUGGUGAAGGAUUGCAAUCGCAAUGCCGAGAAGUACAUUCAAAUGGUGUUCAAGGAUAAAUUUGUACGAGGCGUGAGCGUCGUUAAGCAGAGCAAAAAAUCGGAAAUAAGGCUCAACUUCGAAAUCGGAGGUAUUAAACAUGCUGUUGACUUUGGAAGCAAAGCCAACCGGGAUAAGUUCUAUGGUAACUACUGUAUGUUUUAUGGGAAGUGGUUCAGUGCGCGAUGGUAAUGAUGAAUAAAUGACCGUUCAGUUAAAAUCGAAA